Octopus bimaculoides (California two-spot octopus) is the source of this 3602-nucleotide messenger RNA. RefSeq names its product organic anion transporter 3. Gene Ontology annotation, molecular function: transmembrane transporter activity. The record is from RefSeq and is a predicted model, not a curated record. Gene Ontology annotation, biological process: transmembrane transport. NCBI's taxonomy places the organism in Eukaryota, Metazoa, Mollusca, Cephalopoda, Octopoda, Octopodidae.
GUUGAGCCCAUGUGGCGCAAAGGAGCGAAGAGAGAAGAUUAAUCCCUGUUCACGGCGCAAACGGGAGUCCGGAUGGCCCCUGUACAUGGACAAUCCAAACACAGACAGGUGUUGCUGCAAGGAGUGGCCGGCAGAACGGAAGUGGCGUUAUGAUUAAAGUAAAAUGACCAUAAUCAGUAUAAGAUAAUGAACUGAUCGCAUUUGAUCAUAGACUAACAGAAUAAUAUGCUGUAAAGGUAACAUUUCACAUCCUAUAACCAUCUCGUCAAUAAUAUUAAUAUGCUAAUACCUACGUGCAUACGUACGUACCUGUGGUGUGUUGAAAGAAAGACGUAAAAAGGGAGAAAUAAAACUUGUUAAGCAGAGGAAGUAUAGUUGAAGUGAGAGGCAAAGCGGCAAAAAGGAGGGAAUAAUAUAUAUUUAACGAAAUCAUGUGUAUAGGAAUACAACUGUAAUCUACCAGCUGGAAUUUAUGCAAGGGCUCACUUGAAUAAAUCGAGUUGACUACUCCGUUAGGAUUUAUAUUAUGAUGCCGUAGGUAUGAUUAACAAGUAUUAUUCUCUCAGUUGUGUAAACCUGGUUCUGACACAGUAUGAACUAAUGUAAACCAUCAUAUUUUGAUCCAGUGAAACAUUUUAUCUGGCGUCCUACCAAUUCUGCCAUCCACUAUCUUUCUACUCAGAAGUAAUAUUUAAGAAACACGGAAAAGAAAACCAAAGAAAAGAAAGAAUAAACAAAGACAGAAACGAACAAGAUGAAGCCUUCUCAGAUUGAUGUCGAUGGAAUUAUGACUUCUUUGGGAGAUUCCAAAUAUUUCCACACCACUCAAUACAUAAUACUUUGUAUUCCUAUACUUUUAGUGUCAACUAACAGCUUCUUCUACGUAUACUUUGCCACCACACCUGAAUACAGAUGUAAUAAUCUGACAGAGUUUCAGAUCAGUCAAUACAACAUAUCGAUCAAUGAAGAAGACAAUCUAAUAUAUGAUAAGUGCUCCAUAGACAUCAUCAAUACGAAUGGAGAGGUUACAGGUGAAAACCGAACCCUGGACUGUCUGAAUGGUUAUUAUUACACCACACCAGUUGAUAGAUCUAUAGUGUCACAGUGGGAUCUGGUCUGUAACAAAGAAGGAUUGGCUGAAUCUACCCAAAUAUUUUAUAUCGUGGGUCAAAUGAUUAGUGGUUUAAUAUCACCUUAUUUGAUUGAAAGAUUUGGACGGAAACCUGUGAGAGUGUCAAGCAGUGCCUUGUUGAUAAUCUUCAACUUAUUCGGUGCGUUUUCGCCAUUCUACCCCUUGUUUGCAGCCAUGAGAUUUUUCAAUGGAAUACUAAGAGAGGCAUUUCUUCUUAGCUCUACAACUUUGGUUUGUGAAUUAUACCCCAAAGAAAAGCGUAUCAUUAUGUCUGGUAUAUUUAUGAAUGUCUGGAGUUUCUGCAAUUGUCUUGUCGGGUUCAUAGCCUAUAUGUUGAAGGAUUACAGUUGGAACACGUUAUUCCUAUUUAACGCUGCCCUCUCGGGAUAUUUUAUUGUGGAUUUCAUUUUCCUGCAGGAAUCUGUGCGGUGGUUAAUUGCCACUUCGAAAAUAAAUGCAGCUGAGAAGAUUGUCAAAAAAGCAGCUAAACAAAACAAAGUUGACUUUGACACUGUUUGGCAUAUUGCUUUAAAAGAUACUUCAACACAACAAGCAUCUAGUCCUGUGAACGAAACUAAUCUCGACGGCCGAAACUGUGAGUCUAAUGUCGAAGCAAACGUCAAAACAGUUGUCGAUCAUUCACAACUAGAAGUUGAAAAAGAAGCUCCAUUGUUAGUAAAAUUGCUUGUCAUCUUCAAGUCAUCCUAUCUGAGGAAAGUUACCAUCGUUAUGUCUAUAUCAUGGGCGGUAGACCUAACAUCAUCAAACAGUAUUAUGCUAAUGUCGGAGGCUCUUGGUGAGAGUGUUUAUAUCGUCUACCCUACGAUAUGUUUACUGGAAAUUUUUACUAAUAGUCUAUACGCUUUUUCAGCGAAAAGAUUUGGUCACAAAGUAACUCUGGAAUGUUUCAAGUCAUUUUCGACCGUCUGUGUUAUGACCGCAUCGCUGAUAAAACUUCUGGCAGAGCAAAGCGAGACAAUGAAAUACCUCUGCUUGGCAUUGUUUAUUCUUACUGGUUCUACACUAAAUGGUGCCUCCAGUGGUGAUAUCAUUUACAUUUCGGAAUUAUUUCCCACAGAAAUACGAAGUGCCGGAACUGGUUUUACCACGAUUUUCAUUCGAAUCGUAGGCUUGUCAUCACCUUUCUUCAGACUAUUGGUUUUGAAUAUUCCAUGGGCUCCCGGUAUUAUCAUAGGAACUGGAUGUGUAAUUUCUUCCAUUUUACUUCAUAUAUAUUUACCAGAAACAGGAAACCGUGCGUUACCACAGAAAAUUGAAGAUGUAAUUUGAUUCAAAGAUACUGGGCUGAAAGUUUAUAUCAUUUAAGAAAUGUAGACAAUAUUGCAUUUAUAAAUUACUUGAUGCGUUGACAAUACAUUGUAUCAAUGCUAUAAUGUACUAUACGGUGUAUCUAUAGACUUUAGCUAGUACCGUAUAUAGUAAACAAAUAUAACUAUGUUGUCUUCAUAUUUUUUGUCUGUAUUUAAAAGAAAUAUAGACAAAAUUUCGUAUAUGAUUCAUUUGUGCUUAUUUAGAACAUAAAAUAAGAACUACAUGUUGGAAUUCAUGCUUUUCCGCUCUUAUUCUAAAUAUGCUGGUCUUAAGGACUGUUUUAACCAAUUACAUACAUUCAUGCAAGUCGAUCCCACUUGGAUUUACUGCAUAAUGGAGUUUAAAGACAUGUAAAUAAUUAAAUUUCGUAGAUUCUUUCGUUAACGGCUAUUUGUUCAUUAAGAUCUUAAUUGCGGUAGAUUUAAUUUUUAAUGUUUGUAUACAACUGUUCUCUAUAGAUAUAUCUCUGUCCAUGAUGGUAAUGGACAAGGCAUUUAUAUCUAUCUACCACAUCUAAAACUUAUAAGAUAUAUUCUCUAGUAUAUAACAGUAUAAUAAAAGUAUAGUAAAAGUGAUGAAUGAUCGCAUAUUAAUCCAUCGACAAGCUAUUGGUAGAUGUUGAUACCAUCAAGAACAACAGUUCAACUAUUUUUGCCAAGGAACCUCUUUGAUUGCCAUUUUACCAUAAAUAUAUCGUGUUUAAAAAAUAGUUUUAAAGAAAUUUCUUUCGAACUUCCUAUUUUGUUUUCCAAACAUUCACUGAAAUAUCAGAGAAGAAUAACCUCGUUGUUUCUUGCAAUAAAUUCAUCAAAAGCAAAACAUUUUCAUGAACUUCUAAAAUACUACCCUGGACCGCCAAUUUACUAUUUUGUUUGCGUGGAGCACCCUCCCCAAUCUUAUUGGAACAUCAGGGGUCAUAUGGACCCCAGUUGAGAACCACUGACCCAGAAUAAAAUGUACUAGAGUUUAUGAAGUAUUAUGAGGCUUAGCUGUGCUAUUACUAGCUCGCUUUGCAAAGACGUGGUUUCAUGCCCAGUCCCAUCGUGCAAGCCUGUGCUGCUAUAGCCUCGGUCGACCAAUGUCUUGUGAAUAAAUUUAAACAACACAAUUAGCGUGGAAUCCCGUCGCGUUCACUUUU